CAGUAGGCUGGGAUCUGUCUCUCUGUCGGGCUGUCUCUCGCUAGGUUCUGUCUCCCUCUCUGUUCCAGAUGGCCACUUCUGACUGGCGAAGGGAGUACACACCGAUUGGUAGAGAUAAGCGGAAGCAUCCGCUGAAUGUCCGAAAGGGAAACGUCAAUCUCAUCGCCCUGACGGACGUUCCGACGGGAUCCGCGGGAAAAGGGAAGCCGCUGGUGUAUAAGGUGCUGUGUGUGAGCCGGGAAUACCAGCGUGACAGCUUGCCCUCCUGGUCCUGCUACAUUUUUUUUAUCGAUUGAGGGAGGGAGGAACAGAAAAAAGCGUUCAUUCGAUUCCUCCCGUUUGUUCGUUUUGUCGGCAUGUGUCUAAGUCACUGGAGGUCUCAAAUCCAAAUCGGUCGCCAAAAGACGUGCCCCCUGUCAGUAAUGUGGUAGAGCCCUGGUCCUAACUGCCACCAUCGUCCUCUUCGGCCCCCCCCCCCCCACCCCCCCCACCCACCAAGAUGUCCUCCUCAUGCGGCCCCCCCACCCUGCUCCACCUCCAGGAGGUGGGCUCCCCCAGGACCUCGGAGUGCGUCGGGGCCCCCCUCUACGGGCCCCCGGGGGGCCUGGGCCCUCACACCGUCUGCAUCCCCUCGCCGUACGCGGACUGCAGCCAGGACUAUGCCCCUCCCCCCCACGGACCCCUCACCUUCUACGGCUCCUCCCUCAUGGCCUACGAGCGGCAGCCAAUGGGAGAGCCGGGCUCCGGCUCCGGCCCGCCCCUCAGCCCCUCCCUCUUCUGGCCGACGCAGACCCCCCACCAGGAGAUGACGUCGCUGGCGCUGCACGGCGCGCCCCAGCCCCCGCCGAUGUACGGGGAGCCCCCCGCCGAGGGCCAGCUUGGGGGGCCCUGGGUGGAGGCCAAGCCCCUGGGGCUGGGCUCCAACAGAUCGCUGCUGUCGUCCAAUAAGAUGGCGGGGAAGCGGCAGGAGGAGAGGCCGCUGGGCGGGUCCGGGGGGCGCGCUGACAUGCACUUCUGCGCGGUGUGCCAGGACUACGCGUCCGGGUACCACUACGGGGUGUGGAGCUGUGAGGGCUGCAAGGCCUUCUUCAAGCGGAGCAUCCAAGGACAUAACGACUACAUCUGCCCGGCCACCAACCAGUGCACCAUCGACAAGAACCGCCGGAAGAGCUGCCAGGCCUGUCGCCUCCGGAAGUGCUACGAAGUGGGCAUGAUGAAGUGUGGGGUGAGGCGCGAGCGCUGCAGCUAUCGCGGCGCACGCCAGCGCCGCGCCGCGGGCGUGGACCCGGCGGCGGCGGCGGCGGCGGCAGCAGAGGGAGCGGGAGGGGGGGGCGGCCGGGGCGGGGCCCUAGUGGGGCUGGGGGCCCAGCAGGGGGGGCUCCACCUGACGGGCCCCCUGCUGUCCUUCCUGCCCCCCCUGGGCCAGGCGGAGCACCGCGACCCCCCCGCGAUGAGCCCGGAGCAGUUCAUCAGCUGCAUCAUGGAGGCGGAGCCUCCGGACAUCUACCUGAGGGAGGACCUGAAGAAGCCCUUCAACCAGAGCAGCAUGAUGAUGUCACUCACACACCUGGCCGACAAGGAGCUGGUGCUCAUGAUCAGCUGGGCCAAGAAGAUACCUGGGUUUGUGGAGCUGAGUCUAGCCAAUCAGAUCCAGCUGCUGAAGUGCUGCUGGCUGGAGGUCCUGAUGCUGGGCCUGAUGUGGAGGUCCGUGGACCACCCCGGGAAGCUCAUCUUCUCGCCAGACCUCAAGCUCAACAGGGAGGAGGGGAGCUGCGUGGAGGGCAUCAUGGAGAUCUUUGACAUGCUGCUGUCGGCCACGUCCCGCUUCAGGGAGCUCAAUCUGCAGAGGGAGGAGUACGUGUGUCUGAAGGCCAUGAUCCUCCUCAACUCCAACAUGUGCACCAGCGUCCCGGAGACGGUGGAGGAGGUUGAGAGCCGCGGCCGGCUGCUACGGCUGCUGGACCUGGUGAUCGACGCGCUGGUCUGGGCCAUCUCCAAGCUGGGCCUCUCCACCCAGGAGCAGACCCUGCGUCUGGGACACCUCACCAUGCUGCUGUCUCACAUACGCCACGUCAGCAACAAAGGCAUGGACCACCUAUCCACCAUGAAGAGGAAGAACGUGGUGUUCGUCUACGACCUUCUCCUGGAGAUGCUGGACGCCAACACCUCCACCUCCACCUCCAGCGGCGAUCCCAUGACCUCCCCGUCCUCCACCUCUGACGCCUCCUCCCACCAGCCCACUGGGCCGGACCAGCAGGGCUCGGGGGAUUCCGCCAUGAGCACCAGCCCCGAGCAGAGCACCCUCCUCAGUCACACCCAGGACCAGGCCCUGUCCCUGGGGUCCCAGCUCCUGGACCAACCCCCCCAGGGACCUCCACCACCAGAGCCCCUGGGAGCCUGCCCCGCUAUGGAGGGAGAUGGGUUCAUCCAUGGGAUGCAGUGGCCGGGGGCGGAGCCUCCCCUGGGGGCGGAGCCUGACUACAGUCUGGGUGGGGCCCAGGCCAUGGACACUAUCUGAGGACCGGGUCCAGGGGCAAGACCCGUUCCAGGGGGAGAAUGGCACCGACGUAAGCUAGGAAUGAAGAGACUUGGACUGACCCAUUGCGGAACUUUUGGUGGGGUCGGCUUAGCUCAGGAGGUGGAGCAGUUGUCUUGUAACUAGGGUUGCCGCGGUGUGGACAUCUUCACACCGAGUAAUACGCUCGUGUCAACACCGGUAUUACCGGUAUAAACGGUAUUAACUUUGAAACUAUAGGUCA
Molecule: messenger RNA, 2759 nt
Organism: Gadus morhua (Atlantic cod)
Lineage: Eukaryota; Metazoa; Chordata; Actinopteri; Gadiformes; Gadidae
Gene: esr2b
Product: estrogen receptor 2b
Exons: 11
Coding region: 500-2518 (672 amino acids)
Biological process (GO): cellular response to estradiol stimulus; regulation of DNA-templated transcription; estrogen receptor signaling pathway
Cellular component (GO): nucleus
Molecular function (GO): zinc ion binding; steroid binding; nuclear estrogen receptor activity
Source: RefSeq, a predicted model, not a curated record